Molecule: messenger RNA, 2742 nt
Organism: Funneliformis caledonium
Lineage: Eukaryota; Fungi; Glomeromycota; Glomeromycetes; Glomerales; Glomeraceae
Source: the annotation of a GenBank genome assembly
CCCACGUGGAUGAGAGAUAUGUUGAAAUCAAGAAUGUCGACGGAACGGUCGACGUAACUCCAGGCAAAUACUCUUGGUAUAAAGGUGACGUAGUACUUGAAUAUGUUGACCAUCGCCCGCAGCCUUUUUGUUCGGGCAAAAGAAUCUGCUUAAAACAAAAUAGGGCGUCCCUCUGGGACGAUGUGUUGAAAAUGAAUCAGGACGCGGGAGGUACCUGGACACAUGAAAUGGCGAUCCAAGUGGAGUCUCAGUUGUUGUUGGCCAUGUACCCAAAAAUAGAUUUGGAUCCAAACUCGACAUUUCAGAGCAUGAAAGGAUAUGAUCCUGCGGAUGGACCGGUGGAAGAGGUUCAUCGUGAGCUUAAAACAAAGAAGCGAAAGUUAAAUUCGUACGAACUCGAGCAAGAGGCGGCCAAAAAGGCUAGAAAAGAACAGAUGAUGUUUAUGAUGGAUGAGCGGCACGGGAAAGAGUUUAAGCCUACUUUUAAGCUUCUUUCUUACUUCAGGAGGAACGGGGUAACUAAUGUAACUUCCUCUAUCGGUAACGACCUUGACAUUAACAUGGCAGAAUCAGGAUUGUCCACGUCGGCCAAAAAGUUGGGUCAACAAUUCGUUCGAAAACUAAGGUUCGAACGGAACUUUACUGAUGAGAACGGUAAGGAUGGUAAACAAUAUAAGAUUUAUACAUUACUUAACAUAUACCAAGAUGUAAAUGGAAAACAUGAGGCAAUUUGUCACUCUCUUAGUGAGAAGUAUCUGCAAGCUAAGGGCUUGAAUACAGUUGAUGACAAUGUAUGUAAUUUGGAAUUAGAUGACAAUAGAGCCACAUUCAGAACCGAGCUAGAGGACGCUGCAGCUUACGAAGCCUUUUUGAAAGCAUUCGUCGUUCUAUAUUCGAUCGACAAUAGCUUGAAAUUUGACUCUGAAGAAGUCGAUAAAGUUCCGGUCGAAAUGUUGACUGAAGUUACGACCGAAUUGACAAAUAAGCAAAUGGAAAUGAAAUUUGAUAACAUGCAACCGUAUGAAAUCAUUAAAUUAUUGCCUCAUCAAUCAGAUGGUGAGAAUAUAACGAGCUCUAAAGAAGAAGCAAAGAGCUUAUCCGUUUCCGACCUUUACAAUUCUGCAGCAAAAAAAAAGGCUAUGCAAGAAAAGCCAACAGCAAGUUCAUCAGUGAAUCAAGAUCCAAAACCACCACCAAGACGAAACUCCAAAAUUGGUAAAAUUAGUACGAAAACUCAAGCUCAAGAUCCAGCUUCUGCACAAAGUCAAAAUGUUGUUAAUCAACAGAUGACUUCACAAACUCAAAAUUUGCAACUUCAGACACAACAUCAUCAGGCUACGCCAUCGCAGCAUAUGGACCAACAACCGACAUAUAGUCCUGUUCUCCAACACAAUGUUCCGAUUCAAUUGCCACAGACGACUUCCAAUGGAACUCAUCCAGUUCUUCAACAAAAUCCUAUUUCGACGAUUGCACCACAAAAUACCGUAUUACAAGUUCCCAUCCAAAUUCAAAACAAUCCAAAUGUAUUUCAUUUGAUGCAGAGACCAAACCAUAUGGGUGGACGACCCAACACUCAAGGACUUUCUAACGUCCGAAUAAAUAUUCAACAAGGAAUUAAUACCACUCAAGUAAAUUCUGUUGCCAAUCAGCAAGGAGCAUUAACUCAAGAUGCUAAUAUUAGGCAAGGUGUUAGGAGAAGAACAACACAAGAUCAGUCACAAAUUAUUCCAGUGCAACAAAUGAGCAAUAUCCCGACGCAGCAAAUGAGUAUCCAUUCACAGCAAAUUAAUAUCACUUCGCAGCAAAUGAAUAUCUCGGCGCAGCAAAUGAAUAAUAUUCCGACGCAAAUGAUUCCGACGCAACAAAUAAAUAUUCCAACGCAACCGAUUACACAAGUACACAUUCCAUCUCAAACAAGUUCCUCUCAGAUGAGUCAAAUACAGGUGACUCCACAGAUCAAUAUUCCAACACAACCAACUGAUCAUUUAAAUAGAACAUCUCCUCUAAAUAUACAAAGUAAAAUGAAUCAAACUAACAUUUCCGCACAAGUAUCUGAUCAAAUCACCAUUCAACAAGCACAAACAACACCAAGGAUUAAUCCCGUACGGGUUACUCCUAAGUUAAGUCAAGCGCAGUCGAAAUCUCAAAUCAAUAUUCCUGCACAAGUGACCGAUCAGGUCAACAUUUCGUCGGUAACUCCACAGAUUAAUCCUGUACGAGGCUUGCAGGUCAAUACCACUGAUCAGAUGAUUCAUCAGAUGAGUCAUACACGAGUUAAUCCCCAAAUGAACCUUCAGAUACAAUCGACUGACCAGAACGCUUCUGCACAAGGAACAACUCGAAUUAAUCAACAGCGGUCAUUCCAACAGAUUCAACUCGCUCCACAAAAUCCAAAUACGCCUUUCCUAUAUAGAUCUCAAAUUGCACCACGUACUCAUGGGAGAAUUAUAAAUCCAGGAAUGAUAAACAUGCAAGGAAUGAUGCCACAACAAUUUAUACAGGGGGGGGGGUUGCUACCAAAUUCAUUCCUGAUACAAAAUAUGGCAAAUGCUCAAAUACUACAAAGACGAAUGCGUCCACAAUUGAUCUUAACACGGCAAAUGACAAAUAUGCCGACGCAAAUGAUUCCACAGCAACAACAGAUGACCAUGAAUCAACAUUUAGGAAUGAACGGAGGUCAAUGGAUCUUCCAAAAUCAACCACCACAAAACCCUCAAAACCCUUGGGGUGGCAACAAUGCUG